AUGUUGCGCCAGCAGCAGCGUCAGUUACGAGAGUACUUGAAUCGGAAGAGGAAUGUGGAGGAAGCCAACAAGCGUUUGGGGGAUGUUAAACGUUUACGGGAAGCCCUGGAUACAAAUAAGCCGAUUCCUUCGGACUUGCGUGGCACGGAACUACCCAAUGGAAAUAUGAUAGUAGCGGAUGGCAAUGAUUGUGUAAUUGACGAUGAGUACCGAUUGUGUGGUACGUAUGACCCUCGAAUCUUGAUAACUACUAGUCAGAAGCCUACAGGUCCUUGUAUUCGAUUCGCAAAAGAAUUUGCAUUGAUGGUUCCGAACAGUACACGAGUCAACCGAGGUCAGAUGAAUGAAGAAGAGUUAAUGGAGUUAUGCAAAGCCCAAGGAUGUACGGACUAUAUACAAUUUUCAGGAAGUGAUGGCGAAGGUAGACCUACAUUAAUGGUCAUAUCACAUUUGCCAUACGGGCCCACUGCUCAUUUCACUAUACGGCAAUUAAUGCUGAGAAGUGACCUAUCCGAGAAACCACCAAAAAUGAAACAAGCUCUACCACAUUUGAUCUUCCAUAAUUUCGACGGACAGAUUGGGCAUCGAAUCAUGAGAAUACUAAAAUUCAUUUUCCCUAAACCAUCAACAAUUGACGAUCAAGAUACUCGGGUUAUUAGCUUCAUCAAUCUUGGUAAUGAUGUUAUCUAUGUCCGGCAUCAUACAAUUCUCAGCAACUCAACAUUACGAAAAUUCCGACAACAUGAUCCUGCUCUUAAAGACAUGACAACAUCACAAAAAGAUUCACUGCUGGAGAAUAUAGACCUUGAUGAACAAGGGCCAAGAUUUACAUUGGAACCUUUCAAAAUCAUCCGAGGAAUUCCAGGACAAAAAUAUGCUGAUAUCGAAUGGCAAAGAAGUUACUAUGUCAGAAAAUCCGCCAAAAUUCUGGGCACACAAAAUUUAUGA
Messenger RNA from Gregarina niphandrodes, 948 nucleotides. RefSeq names its product putative U3 small nucleolar ribonucleoprotein. Gene Ontology annotation, biological process: rRNA processing. Bases 1 to 948 code for a protein of 315 amino acids. The transcript has a single exon. Gene Ontology annotation, cellular component: Mpp10 complex; nucleolus; small-subunit processome. Lineage: Eukaryota; Apicomplexa; Conoidasida; Eugregarinorida; Gregarinidae. Gene Ontology annotation, molecular function: snoRNA binding; rRNA primary transcript binding. The record is from RefSeq and is a predicted model, not a curated record.